AAAGCUGGUUUUGCGUGUGUGUGUGUGUUUGCAGCCAGCCCCAGUGUCAUGGCCUCAGGGGUCACUGGGAGCGUUUCUGUGGCCUUACACCCUCUGGUCAUCCUCAACAUAUCUGACCACUGGAUACGCAUCCGCUCGCAGGAGGGCCGGCCCAUGCAGGUGAUUGGAGCUCUGAUUGGGAAACAGGAGGGUAGAAACAUUGAAGUGAUGAACUCCUUUGAACUGAUGUCUCACACCUUAGAAGAUAAAAUACACAUCGACAAGGAGUACUACUACACCAAGGAGGAACAAUUUAAACAGGUCUUCAAAGAGAUGGAGUUCUUAGGCUGGUACACCACCGGUGGUCCUCCCGACCAGUCAGACAUCCACGUCCACAAACAGGUGUGCGAGAUCAUUGAGAGCCCUCUCUUCCUCAAGCUCAACCCAAUGACCAAACACACUGACUGUUCUCAUCCUCAGCUUCCUGUUAGCGUUUUUGAAUCUGUGAUUGAUAUCAUCAGUGGCGAGGCCACCAUGUUGUUUGCUGAGCUGACAUACACUCUUGCCACAGAGGAAGCAGAGAGAAUUGGUGUUGAUCACGUAGCUCGAAUGACGGCCACUGGCACCGGAGAAAACUCUACUGUGGCAGAACAUCUCAUAGCUCAGCACAGUGCGAUAAAGAUGCUUCACAGCCGGGUGAAGAUCAUUCUACAGUACGUCAAAGCCGUGGAAACAGGAGAGGUGCCAUUUAACCACGAGAUCCUUCGAGAAGCAAACGCGCUGUGUCACAGACUGCCGGUCCUCAGCACCAUCAAAUUCAAAACUGACUUUUAUGAUCAAUGCAACGACGUCGGCCUCAUGGCCUACUUAGGCACCAUCACCAAGACCUGCAACAGCAUGAACCAGUUUAUCAACAAGUUCAACGUCCUGUACGACAGGCAGGGCAUCGGCCGCAGGAUGAGAGGACUCUUCUUUUGAGCCGGCAGAGGCAAACACACACACCAUAGUUUCUUUUUCCUCUGUCCUUCUUUUUGUUUGUUUGUAUUUUGAUCAGCAAAAUAAAACUCUUUAAGGCCACAGCAGCUUUUUCAGCCAUUUUACCAUUUACAACCACAAGUGUAUCCAAAAGCACUUAAUCACACAAGUCAGAGAUGUGUGUGUGUGUGUGUGUGUGCGUGUGUGUGUGGAGUCUCUUCACGCUCUCUUGGGUCUGCACAGCAGUGAAUCCACUGUACACAAACAUGAUCUCACUUUACCCCGUUCCUUUUAUUGUUUCAUGUUUCUGUAUGUAAUAAAUGAUGGGUUUUUUUUUCAUGA
Molecule: messenger RNA, 1296 nt
Organism: Cololabis saira (Pacific saury)
Lineage: Eukaryota; Metazoa; Chordata; Actinopteri; Beloniformes; Belonidae
Gene: cops6
Product: COP9 signalosome subunit 6
Exons: 9
Coding region: 49-957 (302 amino acids)
Biological process (GO): protein deneddylation
Cellular component (GO): COP9 signalosome
Molecular function (GO): metallopeptidase activity; protein binding
Source: RefSeq, a predicted model, not a curated record